Messenger RNA from Periconia digitata, 1479 nucleotides. Lineage: Eukaryota; Fungi; Ascomycota; Dothideomycetes; Pleosporales; Periconiaceae. The record is from the annotation of a GenBank genome assembly.
CCUGCACGAAUUUUCACUAUGGAGGGCGGUUCUUUCAUCCGCGAUCAUGUGCUUUCCUGGCCGAAUGUUGCAGCCAUGGUGCUGGUGUAUAUUGUGACUAUUUCGAUUUACCGAUUGACACUGCAUCCACUUGCUCGAAUCCCAGGCCCGAAACUGGCUGCUAUUACGCGUUACUAUGAAGUAUACUAUGACGUUCUCCGCAACGGGCAGUAUACAUUCAAGAUUGCAGAAAUGCACAAGAAAUAUGGGCCUAUAAUUCGCAUCAGUCCCCACGAAUUGCAUGUGAUCGAUCCUGCUUUCUUUGAGAAGCUUUACCGUCAAGAUGGCCGCUGGGAUAAAUAUGAUUGGUCUUAUAGAGCCUUCAGUGCCCCAGGAUCUGCGAUCUGUUCUGGACCUCACGAUAUCCACAAAGCCCGUCGUGCUGCAUUGAAUCCAUUCUUCUCCAAGGCGAGAGUUGGCACCCAACAAGAAAUGAUGGACCGCAGCAUAAUCAUACUCCGCGAAAGACUCUCAGAAUUUGCUGCGACAGGCGGAACAGUAGAUCUCGGAGCAGCUACUAGUGCCUGUACACGCGACAUCGCAUGCGAAUUUCUGAUGGACAAAGCGUAUGAAAACCUAAGAAAAGAAGAUUUUAGUGUUCAGAUUACCAACAUGCUGCAACAAGGAGGCUCGGUCUGGCGUAUAACAAAACACGUACCGUGGUUCGGUCCACUGAUGCGGUCCAUUUCUCCAAGCAUCAUGACCAAGAUCGCGGAUGACGGCACGACAGCUUUCUUAUCAUAUGUUCAGGAGAGUGAACAAGACACCAAGAACCUCCUCAAGGAUGCAGCCUCUUCAUCAAACCCCUCAACCUCCCGCACCAUAGUCCACGAAAUUUACAACUCCAAGCUCCCCACCCCCGAAAAGCAAUACAAGCGCGUCGCAGACGAAGUCUUCACCAUAACCGGCGCGGGCUUUGAAACAACCGCGAGCGCACUUCGUCUAAUCAUCUACCACAUCUACGCAAACCCACCCAUCCUCGCGAAACUUCGCGAAGAGCUCGCACCCCUCGCUGCUUCCUCCUCAGCCGCCGACGGACUCCCCGCUUACCCUGAUCUCAAACUCAGAUCUCUGGAACAAUCUCAGUAUCUCACAUGUAUUAUCAUGGAGGGUAUGCGCCUAAGUCCCGCUCUCGGUUCCCGAAUGGCGCGCAUCGCGCCUGAUCGAGAUAUUUUCUACGGCGACGACAAUGUGCGCAUACCUGCUGGCACACCUGUCGGUAUGACGACUAUCCUCAUGCACACGGAUAAGAGUAUAUAUCCGGACCCGCUGUCGUUUGUGCCGGAGCGAUGGAUGCAUCUAGAGAAGCGGAGGCAAUUGGAGAAGACGUAUGCACCAUUCUCGAAGGGUACAAGGAAUUGUUUGGGGAUGCAGUAUGCUCCGUUCCCUUCACUUUUCUUCCUGCUUUUCAGUCACCAUUCCAUUCUUUUCUCUGGAUAG